Messenger RNA from Larimichthys crocea (large yellow croaker), 1027 nucleotides. RefSeq names its product HMG box domain containing 4b (gene hmgxb4b). NCBI's taxonomy places the organism in Eukaryota, Metazoa, Chordata, Actinopteri, Sciaenidae. The record is from RefSeq and is a predicted model, not a curated record. The transcript is spliced from 7 exons. The coding region runs from base 85 to 930 and encodes 281 amino acids.
CCACCCAGCAGCAGCAGCAGCAGCAGCAGGUAGACUUUACACCUGAUCCUCUAAUAAAUCAUUUAACUCUCACUCGAGCUUAACAUGAGUCAGCAGACAGACGAGGAGGCGGAGGCCGAGUGGGGAAGCGCUAAACGUGAUGGUGGAGCUGAGUCCGAACCUGAUGGAGCUGAGUCUGAACCUGAUGGAGCAGAGCCCUCCACCUUCCUCCCUGUGUAUCCAGACGGAUGGAGGAUCAGAGGAGAGGAGGACCUCCAGGAGGACUUGUUGCAUCCAUGUUGCCCAGCAGAGGGCAACAUUGAUCAGUCAAAUCCAGCCUCCAUGUUAGAGUACUGGGUGUAUCUAGAUAACCAGAACAACGUGCCCGACUGUCCCGUCACCAGAACCGUCACCCCUCCGAGCUCUCCGGUAACCGGCAGGCCUCGUCUGUUCAUACCGUCUUCCCCCUGCAGUCCCAGCGGUUCACCCUGGGACACUCCUCCUGUCAGUGCUGCAGCUCACCUACACCUGUUGGGGGAAUCCCUGUCCCUGAUUGGACACCAUCUUCAGGAGACAGAUAAAAUGGUGAGCGUGCCGGGUAGCUUGUCUCUGCUGUUGGACUCUCUGCUGUGCGCCCUGGCUCCUCUAAUCUGCCUCACGACGGAGAUACCAGAGCUGAGGAGCUGCACACAGCACACACUGUCCUCGACUCUGGAAAACAUUUCCUACGUGAUGCCCGGCAUGGAACUAUGUGGUCGAGUGGUGCAGCUGAACAAUAUGGUCGUGCUUGAGGAAAUCCUUUGCUCGGUGUCGAGCCAAGAGAGGCUAGAGUGCAACUUUUCACUGCUGUUUCUAUUAAAGCAGCCAGGAACGAGUCUAGUGGCUGGACUUUCAACUUGUCAUUUUGUAAGUUUUGUUUUGGAUGUAGACGGACGCAUGGUUGAACAAUGAUGAUAAAACUUUACACACACACACAGCACUUUCUUGUGCCCGACUCAUUUUACCGCCUGUGAUAGGCGACUGUCAGAGACCAGACCCAACAACUGAG